AUGGAGAAAUUGAAGUUCCCACUCUGCAAGUAUGACGGAUCCACGGAUCCGGAGGUCCAUUGCAACACGUUCGAGCAACAUAUGAUGCUGUACACAGAUUCCGAUGCCAUGUGGUGCAAAGUGUUUCCCUCGACACUGUUGGGAGUGGCGUCCGGGUGGUAUAAGGGACUGCCAAAGGGGUCAGUAUACAAUUACCGGCAGUUAGAAGCAGAGUUCAUGCUCCGGUUCAUCAGUCGGCAGCAGAGAAAGAAAACGUCAGGAGAACUGAUGGCAAUCACCCAAAGGAGCGGAGAGUCCUUAAGAGAUUACCUAACCAGAUUCAACAACGAAUCCACCAGCAUACCAAACUUGCAACAAGAGAUAGCUGUGGUGGCCCUGAUGAGAGGAAUGAACCACUGCGAGUUCAAAAAAUACUUGGGAAGGAAAUCCUUCACGGAUCUGGGAAACGCACUGGUGAAGGCCCAUGAAUACAUCAAAAGUGAUGAACUGAUGACAAUCCCAAACCAUUAUCAGUCGGCACCGACUAGAAAUAUCGCGCCAAGGCCUGCUCACCCGGCGCAGCAAAUUCAGAACAAGGGAUUCAGGAAGGAUGAUCAGAGGAGGGACCUCCGAGGGAGAGAUCACCAGAAACAGUCAACCAGCACCUACCCCACUUUCCAUGAAUACACCCCAUUGAACGCCCCAAGAGCCGCAAUUUACAAUAUCAACAAGAACAAAAACUGGGAAAGGCCUCCACCAAUGGGUGACAAACCCAGACCACAGUCGAAGUAA
Messenger RNA from Spinacia oleracea (spinach), 771 nucleotides. RefSeq lists its product as uncharacterized. Bases 1 to 771 code for a protein of 256 amino acids. The transcript has a single exon. Lineage: Eukaryota; Viridiplantae; Streptophyta; Magnoliopsida; Caryophyllales; Amaranthaceae. The record is from RefSeq and is a predicted model, not a curated record.